Molecule: messenger RNA, 450 nt
Organism: Anopheles moucheti
Lineage: Eukaryota; Metazoa; Arthropoda; Insecta; Diptera; Culicidae
Exons: 2
Coding region: 1-450 (149 amino acids)
Source: RefSeq, a predicted model, not a curated record
AUGAUCAAACGGGAGGCAGGGACGCAACCCACGGCUCCAGGAAUGAAAACGAGGAGACUGAUACCGGACAUUUCCGUCUGGCUAAGCCGUAAGCACGGGGAAGUGAACUUCUUCCUAACCCAGCUCCUUACGGGAUUCCUCCUUAGCAACUUCGUCGAGAAAGCCAUCCUGGACGGGUCAUCGAACUGCCCAGUUUGCACAAACGACGUGGAGGACGUGAGCCAUGUACUGUUCUCAUGUCCCCGAUUCGCCCGAAUACAGCAAGAAAUGCAACAGCGCAGUCGAACCCGGCUUACCAAGGAGAACCUUGGGACAGAGAUGUGCUCCGACGAGGACACUUGGGACGCAGUACGCACGGCCGCCAGGGCAAUCUUCAAGACACUGCAACAGUUGUGGAAUGAAGUGAGCCCACCGACGGCACGGCGAAGACGACGACAACGACGGCGAUAA